AUGGUUCUGCGGAAAGUAUUCCUCGUGCUUUGCUUCGUGGCGUAUGCUACGUCGCUGAAUGGACGUUUCGAAGUGGACUCAAAAAGCCCGGAUGGAAGCGCAGUUAUGGCGCGUAUUUCAGAUACACUCUAUCGUGGAGGUUCAGCGUAUCUGGAACUUUACAUAUAUUAUAGUAAACACAUAAAAAAACGUGUUGGUGAUAAACAAAAGGUGUUGGAAUAUUUGAAACUGUUUUUAGAAAAGGUAAACAAAAUUCUGAAAACUGCGGAACCAACACUAACUGUGCAGUUUAGUCUUCUGGGAGCCAGUCAAUGGAAUGAGAGUUACAGAGCUCUCACUGCAGACAGAAAAGCCCUAGAUGCCGAACUUUUGAUUGCGAUACUUGAGGUGUACGGGAACAGGCUUGCGACACGGCUGCACAAGGAAAAGUACAGGAAUAUAGAUGCUGUGUUGUUUCUUACCAGGUCAGGCAUUAGAAAUGUAUCCAUGAGUGAGUUUGAAAAUACAAUCAACAACAAUGACGUGACCAGCAAACGGCGCGACAUUCUGACCGGCAUUGUAGGACGAAUCGGAGGUAUUUGUGUGAAAGAACAUUUUGUCGCAGCCGUGACGGAUGACGGUAAAUUCCGUGGUGUUAAAAGGGCUGCGCGCCAGCUGUCACAUCUUAUGGGGGCCGUGGAAGACGGUCAAGGCCCUCCUGGUUGGGAUUAUGUUCAAGGAAGCGAUGGGGCAUCAUGGUGUGACUACGAUGACGGCUAUCUUAUGGGAAAGCCGAAUGGAAGAAACAGCGAAACUCUCUCCAGAUGCAGUGCGUCCUCGUACAUACUGGGUAUAAGGCAACGCGGACCCGGAUGUUACGACCGUACCCCACGCAACGAAUCGUUGGACAGCGAAAUCCUGGAAUAA
Molecule: messenger RNA, 906 nt
Organism: Ixodes scapularis (black-legged tick)
Lineage: Eukaryota; Metazoa; Arthropoda; Arachnida; Ixodida; Ixodidae
Product: venom metalloproteinase antarease-like TfasMP_A
Exons: 9
Coding region: 1-906 (301 amino acids)
Biological process (GO): proteolysis
Molecular function (GO): metalloendopeptidase activity
Source: RefSeq, a predicted model, not a curated record